This is a messenger RNA of Ilyonectria robusta, 1101 nucleotides long. RefSeq lists its product as uncharacterized. The record is from RefSeq and is a predicted model, not a curated record. The coding region runs from base 1 to 1101 and encodes 366 amino acids. The transcript has 2 exons. NCBI's taxonomy places the organism in Eukaryota, Fungi, Ascomycota, Sordariomycetes, Hypocreales, Nectriaceae.
AUGUCUAUGUUGAAGAUUACUUCUCUCAUCACCCUUCUGGCUUAUGCCGAGGCUCGUUUUGGCCAGGAGCAGAUUCCUGUCGCGGCUGUAGCUGCACUUGGUGAUGCUGGCUUUGGCGACCCUGGUGUUGCUGCCACUAUUGCUGGAAGCAUCCCCGGAUCCCUGUUGGCCGCUGCCAGCCCGUGUCAAAAGCUCACCAUCGCGGACCAAAUCAUCACCGAGCUGGGAACCGACCAGCAAGUUAUUGACGCCGCCAUCGGGCUCGUCUCCGCCGAGACCAACUUCAACCCUUUCGCCGUCAACGUCCCCUUUGUGUGUGCGGAUGCGACGCUCCCGGCCAGCGCACAGCUGCGCGGCAUCGUCCCGCUUGUCGACCCGGCGGUGACUGGAUCUGAUGUUGAGAAUGCCAACUCGGCCACCUCGGUCACGACUCCUUUCGACGCCGCAGGCCUGUCCCAGGCUGAGGUGAUGAUUGCUCAGGGGUUCAGCAACUUCACCGCCGUUGCAGGAAAUGGAGACGAUGUGGUUCUUGGUGGCCAGGACGGCGCAGCGGCCGGCGGAGAUGCCGCUGCCGGAAACGAUGCUGCUGCCACUGAUGGCACGCAAGAUAACAAUGCCGGAAACACUGCUGUUGUCCAGCAGCCUACUCAAUGCGGAGGAGGAGCGAGCAACGCCACCCCUACCAAUAAUGCAGGCAACGGUACUGCGGCGGAUGGAAACAACAACAAUAACAACAACAACGAUGCAGCAACCGGCGGCGGUGCAGCAGUUGGCACCUCAAACCUCGACUUUGGCCUCUGUCAACCAACAAUGGCUCGCGUGCCUGGACUCAACGGCCGAGCAGCAACCGAGUUUACUUUCAUCCCUCAGGAUCCUCUCUGCGCCCAGGGCCAGCAAGAGGCUCUCAACCCCAACAUCAUCACCAACCGCAUCUGCGACCAGCUUAUCAACGUGUGCGAGGCCAGCGAUGAGGCCAUCGCGGCGUGUGACGACGCCCAGACGCAGAUUGAGGCCCUGGGCACGCGUGAUCAGAGCACUGCCGACACCUGGAACGCCCUGCUGGGUUUUGCUGGUGCGGACUCUACCAAGGCAACCCUUUGA